Molecule: messenger RNA, 3970 nt
Organism: Carassius auratus (goldfish)
Lineage: Eukaryota; Metazoa; Chordata; Actinopteri; Cypriniformes; Cyprinidae
Product: tyrosine-protein phosphatase non-receptor type 11-like
Exons: 16
Coding region: 231-2033 (600 amino acids)
Biological process (GO): protein dephosphorylation; positive regulation of ERK1 and ERK2 cascade
Cellular component (GO): cytoplasm
Molecular function (GO): receptor tyrosine kinase binding; cell adhesion molecule binding; non-membrane spanning protein tyrosine phosphatase activity
Source: RefSeq, a predicted model, not a curated record
UGUCGCAGCUUUGGUGACGUUUUUCCAAUCGACUCCAGAAACUCUCCGCCGCCGCGGCCUAGCGUUCCCGCUCCCUUUUCCCGUUAUUUUCUUCACUCAUGUCCGACUGUCCGAACCCAAACCGAGCGAAACCCGCUGCCUUAUGACGCGCUGACCACGGGACGGUCGAUUUAAACGCAGUUUUUUACCCGGAAAGCGAGUGAAAUAACAGUAAACAGACUGAGGGAGCGAUGACAUCCCGAAGAUGGUUUCACCCCAACAUCACAGGAGUAGAGGCGGAGAACCUUCUCCUCACUCGUGGUGUGGACGGCAGUUUCUUGGCCCGUCCCAGCAAAAGCAACCCUGGAGACUUUACGCUGUCUGUCAGGCGAAAUGGAGCCGUCACCCACAUUAAGAUCCAAAACACGGGAGACUAUUAUGACCUGUACGGCGGAGAGAAGUUUGCCACCCUGGCUGAGCUGGUGCAGUAUUACAUGGAACAUCACGGACAGCUGAAAGAAAAAAACGGAGACGUCAUUGAGCUCAAAUACCCUCUCAACUGUGCCGAUCCCACUUCUGAGAGGUGGUUUCAUGGUCACCUCUCUGGUCGUGAGGCCGAGAAGCUGUUGACAGAGAAGGGCAAGAAUGGAAGUUUCCUGGUGAGAGAAAGUCAGAGUCACCCAGGAGAUUUUGUGCUUUCGGUACGGACCGGGGACGACAAGACGGACACCAGCGACGGCAAACCCAAAGUCACACAUGUCAUGAUACGCUGCCAGCAUGAUCUGAAGUAUGAUGUUGGAGGUGGGGAGAAAUUCGACUCCCUCACAGAUCUGGUGGAGCAUUACAAGAAAAACCCAAUGGUGGAAACACUGGGGACAGUCCUGCAGCUCAAAACAGUGUUAUGUUUCUUGCAGCCUCUGAACACAACCCGCAUCAAUGCAGCAGAGAUCGAAAUUCGGGUUCGAGAGCUCAGCAAGCUGGCAGAGACCACAGAUAAGGUCAAGCAGGGAUUCUGGGAGGAGUUUGAGACGCUUCAGCAGCAGGAGUGUAAACUGCUGUACAGUCGCAAAGAUGGCCAGCGGCCAGAAAACAAAAACAAGAACAGAUAUAAAAACAUUCUUCCCUUCGACCACACGCGAGUCGUGCUGACCGACGGUGACACGAACGAACCGGGCUUGGACUACAUCAAUGCCAACAUCAUCAUGCCUGAAAUCGAGACUAAGAGCAACAACUCCAAGCUGAAGAGGAGCUACAUCGCCACACAGGGCUGCCUGCAAAACACCAUCAGUGACUUCUGGAGGAUGGUGUUUCAGGAGAACUCUCGAGUCAUCGUUAUGACCACGAAAGAAGUGGAACGGGGAAAGAGUAAGUGUGUGAAGUAUUGGCCUGACGUGUCUGCGCUGAAGGAGUACGGAGCCAUGCGUGUGCGGAACGUGAAGGAAACAGUGGCGCACGAUUACACCCUGCGAGAGCUGAAGCUGUCGAAAGUUGGACAGGGUAAUACUGAGCGUACAGUGUGGCAGUAUCAUUUCCGCGCCUGGCCUGACCACGGUGUGCCCGGAGACCCUGGAGGCGUGCUGGACUUCCUGGAAGAGGUCAAAAUGAAGCAGGAGAGCAUAACCGGGGCUGGAGCCAUCGUGGUGCACUGCAGUGCUGGGAUUGGACGGACAGGAACUUUUAUCGUGAUUGAUAUUUUAAUAGACAUCAUCAGAGAAAAGGGAGUGGACUGUGAUAUCGACGUGCCCAAGACUAUCCAGAUGGUGCGAUCUCAGCGUUCAGGAAUGGUGCAGACAGAGGCCCAGUAUCGCUUCAUCUACAUGGCUGUGCAGCAUUAUAUUGAGACCCUACAGCGCCGCAUAGAGGAGGAGCAGAAAAGUAAAAUUAAAGGACGCGAGUACACCAACAUCAAAUAUUCUCUCUCUGACCUGACCGGAGGAGAUCAGAGCCCUCUGCCACCGUGCACGCCAACACCAACCUGUGCCGACAUGAGGGACGACAGCUCUCGAGUCUAUGAGAAUGUGGGUCUCAUGCAACAGCAGAAGAGUCACAGAUGAGACUUAAACUCACAGAAUAAACGGUUUCUGUUGUUGCCAGACGCUCCUGAACACCUAAGAAGUGAUCAUGACUAAACCGAGAGAUGACAAAAAAAGACGAAAAAAAAAAAAAACAUUCCAGAGACCGGUCAACACGAGCUCAGAGACAUGUGGAUGGAGUGAAUCUCAUUUCUCCUUCCAGCUACGUAGCCUUUUAACCCCACACUAAGAAACCACUGUGACGAUCAUGAAGCCUUAUACAGAAUAAACCCAAAACAGCCCCUGCAAAAUCAUGUUUUUUUUUUUUUUAGCUGUGGAGUUUUCUGAAAUCGAUUCAGGCUACUUUUAGCAAGUGUGGGAAAAGCUUAUGCUCUUACAUUGUCAUUUCUUUUUCCAUUUCUCCUAAACAAAGCAAGAACGCUUUCUGGAACACAUCAAGUGUGAUAUUCAAACUGAAAAUGGACACUAUCAUCACAUACGCCUUUGCUAAAAUAAUUGGGAGCAGAAGAGAAGCGAAAAAAGAAUGAGGUGCAUCCCUUUCCUCGGCAAGUGAAAGAGAUGCACCUCAUUUUUUCCAAUACAGUUCAUUCAUGUUAUAAUCUGUAAAAAUGUCCUGUUUGUGCCAUUCUAGUGCUAGUGCUAAAUUCAGAUCAGAGGAUCCGAAUCAUUCUAGUCCACUUUCACAGCCUCUGCCUUCAGUUUAAGCCCAGCGUCCUUAAGACUUUGCUCCAAACGGCAGGAGAACUUCAGCACACCCUCGGUUUGCCUUUUUCACCCCCCUCAAGAGUGACGUCCUGACUCUUCCGUGGGACAAAACGUCCGUGUCACUGGCUUGUUUGUGUUAAUGAAUUAUUGUUCUGUUGCAUCAGGCCACCCAGCAGCUGCUUUGGCUUGACUGCAAAAUCUGUUUCUUAUUAUUUUUUUAUGAUUUUGCUGUCUUUUAAAAAAUAUAUAUAUAUUUACGUCAAAGCAGCGUAUGAACUCAAUUUCCAAAUCACUGUUUUAAGAAUGACUGCACAUUCAUAACCCUGGGGGAUUUCUGCUUGUAAAGAGCUGUGGAUAUAUUUAUGGGUUUUAAAGUGUUAUUCAGGCCCUCUAUGAUGGACAAACUUGACUUUUGGAUUUGUUUUGCCAGGUCACAUGCCUUUGUUUUCUUGCGAUGCUAACUUUUUGGCUUUUGUAGAUUUUGCAAGCUUCACUAAACCAAGCUUUUCUCGUGUUCAGCAUCAGCAGUAUUUCAUUAAUGGUUUGUUUAAUGUUUUCGCAAGUGCUUCUUCCUUCAUAACCAUCUGUCUUAAGAUCACCGUUACGUUCUUAUUAUCUGGCUUUGACUUUCUUCCUUUCUUCAUCUUGAUAGUUGAUUCCUUGCAUGUUUAUAACAUUGGUUUUCUGGCAGACGACGAGCUCAGCCCAUCAUGUAUUCGGCGUACUGUAGUGUGUUUAUCGUCCUGAAGUGUGUGAGCGUGUUUGUGUCUUGCAAACAAAACCGCUGUUUGUUUGCUUUCUCAAGUCCGGUCUUCUAUUUCUGCCAUGUUUUUUGUUUCUUGUAAACAUGACACACGUUCCUGUAUGUCGGUGACCAGUUAUCUUCCUUUACUUUCUUUUGAAACCAACAAAAAAAUGUCACGGUCCUCUUCGCUACACAGAAAGCAUUACGAUCCAAAGCAACUAAUGUGAAUUUUUGUCAUCGUGAAGAGAACGAAACGGUUGUGGAACUCAAUGCAAACUAUAUUUUUAAAACUUGUAUAUUGUACAUGAAUAUCUUGUAGAGGAGAAUGUACUUACUAAACAUAUGUAAUUGCCAUUAAGAUAUACUGUAUGUUUAACCCAGCAGCAUUUCUUCUCGUGCCAGACGGUGAGCCUUACAGAAGCUAAUAGGGUUGAUCGUGUUGUUCAGCUAGCAAUGCAAUUAACCAACAUGAACUCCUUGAUAACAAUAAACAAGAAGCUCACCUCUU